UUUGCCACGCACAUGCGCAGUUCGGUCUCUUUCGUGGUUGCCAUCUUUGGUUCGCAAACAUGCUUAUUCCGAAGAAGAAUCGAGUUGCUAUCUACGAGUACCUCUUCAAGGAGGGAGUCUGUGUGGCAAAGAAGGACUUUAACAACCCAAAACACAUGUGCAUUGAAAACGUGCCAAACCUUCAUGUCUGCAAAGCAAUGCAGUCCCUCAAGUCCAGAGGUUACGUGUCGGAGCAGUUUGCUUGGAAACAUUUCUACUGGUACCUCACCAAUGAAGGUAUUACAUAUUUGAGGGAUUACCUUCAUCUCCCCCCUGAAAUCGUCCCUGCCACGCUCAGACGACAAGUCUCUCGAGCCGAGACAGCAAGACCCCGACCCAAAGGUAUGGAUGGUGGACCACGUCAAGGUGGCCCAGAUUCUUCUGACCGUGACGCAUACAGGAGAGGCCCCCCAGGGGGUGACCCAAAGGGAGGUCCAGGCACGGACUUCAAACCUGAAUUUAGAGGAGGAUUUGGUCGUGGUCGUGGUGGUGGUGGUGGUGGAUUUGGUGCCCCACAGUAGAAUGAUUCAUCUGUGAAUAAGCUAAUAAAAUACUCUAAUCUUGAA
Molecule: messenger RNA, 605 nt
Organism: Actinia tenebrosa (Australian red waratah sea anemone)
Lineage: Eukaryota; Metazoa; Cnidaria; Anthozoa; Actiniaria; Actiniidae
Product: small ribosomal subunit protein eS10
Cellular component (GO): cytosolic small ribosomal subunit
Molecular function (GO): structural constituent of ribosome; RNA binding
Source: RefSeq, a predicted model, not a curated record